This is a messenger RNA of Penicillium longicatenatum, 2172 nucleotides long. RefSeq names its product tryptophan synthase TRP5 (gene trpB). The transcript has 3 exons. The record is from RefSeq and is a predicted model, not a curated record. Gene Ontology annotation, molecular function: tryptophan synthase activity. NCBI's taxonomy places the organism in Eukaryota, Fungi, Ascomycota, Eurotiomycetes, Eurotiales, Aspergillaceae. Gene Ontology annotation, biological process: L-tryptophan biosynthetic process. Bases 1 to 2172 code for a protein of 723 amino acids. Gene Ontology annotation, cellular component: cytoplasm.
AUGGACGGCAUUAAAGCUACAUUCGCCAAGUGCAAGGAGCAGCGCCGGUCUGCCCUUGUUGCGUACAUUACUGCCGGAUAUCCUACUGUUGAAGAAGCUGUUGAUAUUCUUCUGGGUAUGGAAAAUGGAGGUGCUGACAUCAUUGAGCUCGGCAUUCCUUUCACCGACCCCAUUGCCGAUGGUCCUACUAUCCAGACUGCCAACACCAAGGCCCUUGAGAAUGGUGUCACUGUUACAACCGUCCUCGGCAUGGUCCGCGAGGCCCGCAGCCGCGGAUUGAAGACCCCUAUCAUGUUGAUGGGAUACUACAACCCAGUUCUUCGUUACGGUGACGAGCGCAUGCUCAAGGACUGCAAGGAGGCCGGUGUCAAUGGUUUCAUCAUGGUCGACUUGCCCCCAGAGGAGGCUGUCCGCUUCCGCGACUUGUGCGCCAGCACUGGUCUCUCAUACGUGCCCCUUAUCGCUCCCGCUACCUCCGACGAGCGUAUGAAGCUUCUCUGCAAGAUUGCCGAUUCUUUCAUCUACGUUGUGUCCCGCAUGGGUGUUACUGGCGCCACCGGCAAACUCAGUGCCAACAUCCCCGACCUUUUGCGUCGCGUCCACGAAUACUCUGGCAACGUGCCUGCUGCUCUCGGAUUCGGAGUCAGCACUCGCCAGCACUUCCUUGAUGUCCAGGAGGUCGCUGAGGGUGUCGUCAUUGGAAGUCAGCUCAUCACUACCGUCGGCAAGGCUGCUCCUGGCCAGGCCGCCAAGGCCGCAGAGGACUAUCUGUCCGGCAUUACUGGCCGUAAGUGGGAGCGUGACGCCCAAGGGAACUUGGCCCGUGAGAUCAACCUUGUCGAGCCUGUUGAGAAGACUCUCGCCAAUGCUGAGACCCAGCCUAGCAAGGUUAUCACCGAGGAAGACACCCCUGCUGGCCCUGGAUUAGGUGACCAGCUGGUGGCCUUGAACGUUACUCAGGAGAAAUGGGCUCUGCCUUCCCGCUUCGGCGAGUUCGGUGGUCAGUAUGUUCCCGAGUCUCUCAUGGACUGCCUUGCUCAGCUUGAGCACGGAUUCAAUGAGGCCCUCAACGACCCCAAGUUCUGGGAGGAGUUCCGCUCUUACUACCCGUACAUGAGCCGUCCCAGCAGCCUACACCUUGCUGACCGUCUCACCGAGCACUGCGGUGGUGCCAACAUUUGGCUGAAGCGCGAGGAUCUCAACCACACUGGUAGCCACAAGAUUAACAACGCCAUUGGUCAGAUUUUGAUCGCCAAGCGUCUUGGUAAGACUCGCAUCAUCGCUGAGACUGGUGCUGGCCAGCACGGUGUCGCCACUGCCACCGUUUGCGCCAAGUUUAACAUGAAGUGUACCGUCUACAUGGGUGCCGAGGAUGUCCGUCGCCAGGCUCUCAACGUUUUCCGGAUGAAGCUUCUUGGUGCCGAGGUCGUCGCCGUCGAUGCUGGCAGCCGCACCCUCCGUGACGCCGUCAACGAGGCUCUCCGCGCUUGGGUCGUCGAGCUGGACACCACCCACUACAUCAUUGGUUCCGCAAUUGGUCCUCACCCAUUUCCCCUCAUUGUCCGCACCUUCCAGUCCGUCAUUGGUGACGAGACCAAGAAGCAGUUGCAUGAGGCCAUUGGCAAGCUUCCCGACGCCGUCGUCGCUUGUGUCGGUGGUGGCUCCAACGCCGUCGGAAUGUUCUACCCCUUCUCGAAGGACCCCAGCGUCAAGCUGGUCGGUGUCGAGGCUGGCGGUGACGGUGUCGACACUGCUCGCCACUCCGCCACUCUCUCUGGUGGUUCCAAGGGUGUCCUCCACGGUGUGCGCACCUACGUUCUCCAGAACGAGCACGGCCAGAUCGCCGAGACCCACUCCAUCUCCGCUGGUCUCGAUUACCCCGGUGUCGGCCCCGAGCUGAGUGCCUGGAAGGACGCUGACCGCGCCACCUUCAUCGCUGCUGACGACGCCCAGGCUCUGAUCGGUUUCCGUACCCUUUCUCAGACCGAGGGUAUCAUCCCCGCUCUUGAGUCCUCGCACGCCGUCUACGGUGCCAUGGAGCUGGCUAAGACCAUGGAGAAGGGACAGAACAUUGUCCUCAACCUGAGUGGUCGUGGUGACAAGGAUGUCCAGAGCGUGGCUGAUGAGCUCCCCCGUCUGGGCCCUAAGAUCGGCUGGGAUCUGCGUUUCUAA